CCCAACUGUACGCAUCAUUAAAACCGUCUCGUCGCAAGGGAUGGCAGCCCGAUCCCUUACAUUCCGUUGACGUCGUACAGAGGAGGCACACGUGGGACGGUAGAGAUUCGAUCCCGCGUGAAUUCCCGAGCGAAGGGAGCCCUGAGUCAAGAAAGUCAAGCAAGUCAAGACCCCGGACGGGUUCGGCAGAGCGGGAGGAGUGUAACGAUCGCAAUCGACAGAGCGAAUGUAACCGAGAUGAGAAGUUAAGUUCGGAUGGAGCUCAUCAUGUUGACUUUACCCGAUGCAGUAAUAGAAGCUAUUUCCACCGGAAGAGGUUUAGACUGGAGGUUUUCGUUUCGGUAUGAUAUCAUGUGUCGGGAGGGGUAAUUGUCUCCCGCGCAACCUACCACAGCCAAAUCCCUUCUACUCGCUGCUUCGGGUCUCGAGCUACCUGGUUACAUUCUGUUUGUUGAGUCGGUCAGCUUUUACGGUAUUGUCUUGAGCUUGGACUCUGUUUUUAAUUUUUAUUUUAUUUAUUUUGAAUUUUGGGUUUUGCCGUGCGACUCCCCCCCUUGCGUGAUUUUAUCAUGGCUGCGAAACUUACCAUUACGGAUUUGGUACCCCUCCCUAAGUCGGAGGUGAAGAUCCCGCGCCUUGGGUUCGGUGUUUAUCGCUCGCCGCCGACUCAGUGUGUGCAGUCGACUUUGAAUGCUUUAAAGGCGGGUUAUCGCCAUGUUGAUACGGCUCAGUUUUACGCGAAUGAGAAGGAGGUCGGCGAUGCGAUUCGCGACUCGGGCAUCCCGCGCAGCGACAUUUUCGUGACUACUAAGAUCCUUGUCCCCGGUGGCUCGCCUGAAGCGACCUAUAGUAAGCUGCUGGCCAGCGUGGAGAAGAUAGGGGGUCCGGAUGGAUACGUAGAUUUGUUUCUGAUUCACAGCGCCAACUCGGGCGCGUCGGGGCGGAAGGAGAUGUGGCAGGCUCUGGAGAGACUCCUUGAGGAAGGGAAGACAAAGAGCAUUGGUGUUAGCAACUGGGGCGUGAAGCACAUUGAGGAGAUAAAGUCAUAUGCGAAGGUUUGGCCGCCGCAUGUGAACCAGAUUGAGCUCCAUCCCUGGUGUCAACAGCGGGUUGUCGAUGCGUAUUGUAAGAAGCAUGGCAUCAUUGUUGAGGCUUACUCUCCAAUUGUGCGCAACUAUAAAGCCAACGAUCCUACGCUUGUCGACCUGGCGAAGAAAUAUGGAAAGACAACCCAGCAGAUCUUGGUACGCUACGCUCUACAAAAGGAAUGGGUACCGCUGCCCAAGUCCGAUAACCCUGAUCGGAUUGUGGCCAAUGCCCAUGUAUUUGACUUUGAAAUCAGCGAGGAGGAUAUGGCUGUGUUGAAUGCCCUGGAUCAGGGAAGCGCUGGAGCUAUUGUGGAGGCCGUUGAAAACGAAUAGAUCCACGCUAUGACGUGUGAUGAAUAAAGGUGCAC
Messenger RNA from Aspergillus caelatus, 1456 nucleotides. Its product is annotated as aldo/keto reductase family protein. The record is from RefSeq and is a predicted model, not a curated record. NCBI's taxonomy places the organism in Eukaryota, Fungi, Ascomycota, Eurotiomycetes, Eurotiales, Aspergillaceae. Gene Ontology annotation, molecular function: oxidoreductase activity. The coding region runs from base 570 to 1421 and encodes 283 amino acids. The transcript has 3 exons.